Mesorhabditis belari is the source of this 2655-nucleotide messenger RNA. NCBI's taxonomy places the organism in Eukaryota, Metazoa, Nematoda, Chromadorea, Rhabditida, Rhabditidae. The record is from the annotation of a GenBank genome assembly.
AUGACAUCAAAAUUGCGGGGAAGUCGUUUGGAAGCAGAAGUAGAUCGAGCUCGGACAGAGAGCAAUUGGCGACGAGUGACAGACCUUCUCAGUGCAGUAAAAUCAAAACAUUCUGGCAUGGAUGCGAUGGUUGAGGUUCUGGAAGCUGAAGCACUAUUAGAACAAGAGAUUGAACGAUUAGAUGUUUUUGCUCCACGUGCCGAAAAUUCCAGUUCAUUCUCACAAUCUUCUUCACUGUUGAAAGAAGCCAUUCUACAACGAAAGAACCAUCCAGGGGUUCAACUAGAGGCUCAUUUAUUACUUGCAAAAGUGCUUUAUCUUUGCUCAAAUUAUGAAGAUGCUAUUAAAACAAUUGAAAAAUCCGGUAUGGACUCAGCGAUUACUCAAUUCAGAACGUUACGGGCGCUUCGUUUGGUCGCUGAAGCAUAUUCUAUUAAAGGUUUAUCAAUUGAGGCGCUAGAUGGCACUGGCAGCAAAAAAGCGAUAACGUGUUUUGAACAGGCAGCGGAAUUGGUAAUAUCGUAUGUUGGUGAAUUGGAGAAGUCCAUAUUUGCUGUACCAACUCCGUUACCUUCGAAAGGUACCCCUGUAUCAACAACAAGCACCAUACCAACCCUGCCAACUAUAAAAGCAACCGAGAAAAUGGGUGAAUUUCUGGAAUGCAGUCUUGAACGUGUGGCAAAUCUUCGGCUGAAACAAUUGGCUAUCGAUGGUUUCUUUACCGAACAAGGAGUUGAAUGGUAUCGAAGGAUAAUUAGCAAUCUUGGCGACAAAUCGAUUGGCGAGAAACUGCAACAACGGCUCUCGAUUCAACUAGCUGAGCUGCUUUAUCGGGCGAUUCCGGAUCCUUCUUUGCAUUCAGAAGCUGUGACGCAAAAGAGUAAAAGUUUAGGGUUCUAUACGGGUUCUCAAAAAGGUUAUUAUUCUCCUGCUUCAAAAAUGGAAGAAAUCAUUCUGCUACUCUUGAUAAGCGAAGUACUUGCCACGAGAGAAGUUGUCUUGAGUCGAACGGAAGAGCUCACGAUUUCUCGACACGAAUCUUUACGAAAUGCCAAAUCCGUUUACAAUUUAAUAACACUGCUUUUAUCAUCACUUCAUCAAUAUCAACUUUUGAGCAAUAUCUAUGAACGAGCCAUGAAGUUUGCUAACCAGGACAACUAUCUGUGGUAUCAGUUCGGAUUGUGUUUAAUAUGUCGGGGACGUUGGCUUCGCGCUUCAAGAGUUUUGAAAGAAUGUUUAGACAUAGAACAUAAGGAUGAAGAAGUAGCUAGUGAAUAUCUUAUGGCAUCAUUGCUCCACAUUGAACACUUAGGGCAAUUUGAACAAGCUGUUGCCUAUGCAGAUCGGGCCGCACUUCUUGCUGAAAAUAAAUAUUUGCGAGUUCGAGCGAAUGUAUUAAGAUCAAUUGGGUUGAGUCAAAUGGCUUUGUGCGAAGCAACUUUCGAGGCUCGUCGAGAUGGACUGCAGAAAUCGAUUGAUGUUUUGGAGAAGUGCAUUGAGGCUGAUCCGCAUGAUUAUCUGGCACUAUAUUAUUGCGCUCUUCAACAUGCGAUUGUACGUGAUUUGGAUUCAGCCAAAGAUAGAUGUUUGCGAAGUCUAGAGGCUAAUGCCGAGCAACCUUCCGCGCUAAUGUUGUUGGCUCUUCUUUUUACAUGCGAAGGAGAUCUUAAAUCUGCAUUGGAGCUUGUUCUUACGGCCUUGAAAGAUUUUCCGGAGAAUUAUGGGUUAUUGGUGCUACGGCUACAUUUAGAAAAACGCUUUGGGCGAGUUGAAGAAGCCUUAGACACUGCAGCUCAUCUGUUGCAGUUUUGGAAAAAGAAAGAACCUUUUUAUGUAACCACAGAAUACGAAGAAAAAUCUCAACAAACGGUUCACGGUGCAGAUGCAGCUAGUUUGUUUCGAGAAGGAAGUAUAGCUCGCACAGGAACAGUUUCUUUGGGCCGCGAGACGACGCCUCUUUUCACUGGUCCGUUAGGCAUCCCGACUCCAUCAUUAGCAAUCUCUUCGCAAAGUAGUCAACUUGGACUUGAUAUGAGUGAUAGUGGCGUUUUAACAGCUGGUGCUGCUUCGGAUUAUGGGGCCCAAUCAACCGCUGACUCGUCUGAUGCUUUUGGUACAAAUUCGGCUUUUGCCAACAGAGCAUAUUUUCGAGCACAAGCAAACAUAUGGACAACUCUUGCUGAACUCUUUUUGGAUGAGGGUCGACUAAAUGAUGUAACUCCAUGUGUUGAACAAGCUAUUGCCCUUUUUCCAAACUCACAUCAAGCGCUCUAUUUAAAGGGAACUCUUUGUCUAGCUCGUGCUGAACGGGCUCAAGCCGAUUCCCAGAUACAUUCGAAACUGCUCGGUGACGCUAAAGUUUUUUUACUAUCGGCGAUUGCGAUGUCUCCUUCUCAUACUGAAAGUCUCGUUCAAUUGGCUAAGCUUUAUCGACUCGAACGUAAUUAUGGCAUGGCAGAACAAGUAUACAGAGAGUUGGUGCGUUUGGAUCCGUUGUGGUGUGAUUGGUGGCAAGCUCUUGGAGAAGUGCUGUUCGCAAGUGGCAACGACAUGGAGAAAGCGGCCGAAGCACUCGCAAUGGCUGCAUCACUUGACAGAUCGACGCCGAUAUUGUCAUUUACAUGUAUUCCUCUCGUGUUUCCAAGUCAUUUCACU